AUGGAAACGAACAACAAUGUUUGUGGAAAAGAGAUGGCAAAUGAAAGGGGCGGCGAAAAUCGUCGUGCCACGUGUCCAGAAAUCUACCUCUACCCGGAGUCGACCACACCAGCACGCCAGGUGUUGUUACGAUUAUACGGUAGCCGAAAUGCUGGCAAGAAGACGCUUGCACAUCAAAUUUACCAUGUCGCUUCAACGACUACUCCAGAACAGACUCACGUCAUAUCAAGUGAAACAGAAGAGGCCGUCUCGAAAACCAUCAACUUUCUUCUGAACGGCGAAGAAGUUCAACUAGAAAUAGUCAUGGAAUCAACUCUAGAGUCCUCCCCUUUCGCCAAUCAUAUCACGAUGUACGUGGUUGUGUAUUCUGUAGAUAGCCGCGAGUCAUUCAAAAAAGCUACGCACUUGUUAUACAGAUCUCCAAGAAAGCAGACAGCAGGCAUAUCAGGUAAUGGCGAGCUGAGAAAAGAGAACAAGAUCUCCCUAGUUCCUUCGGAAUACAAACCCUCGGACCAAUCCUGGAUGCGCCGACUUCUUCUUCGAGGACGACAUCUAGCAAAAUCCUGUGAAGAGCUCGUGCAACGGAUCAUGGCC
This is a messenger RNA of Ostertagia ostertagi, 594 nucleotides long. Lineage: Eukaryota; Metazoa; Nematoda; Chromadorea; Rhabditida; Trichostrongylidae. The record is from the annotation of a GenBank genome assembly.